UGUUAUUGAUUUAGGCGCGAAUGACAUUCGUUUAAAUUAUAUUUUUGUGUUUUUAGGUUACAUAGACUAAAGUGUUUCUUAUCAAAUCAACAUGUCUCACAGAGGAUUAUCGGAAACGAAGACUGAGUAUUUAGAAAUAGGUGAAUACAACUUUACUUGGCCUAGAGAAAAUGGCUCUCUACAUGAUUGGGGAUCUAUAAAUUACACAAUGCCUUCAGGUCCAUGGUUUUGGCCGUGGUGUCCAUUAUGGCGAGUUCCCCAGCAUCCAUUAUUCCAGCUCUCAAAUUUGCUAUUUGUAGCAUCUUAUUGCGCUCCAAGUACAAAAAAGGGACAAUUGUGGAUGCAUACAAUUUUAAUAUUUGGUUUUAUGCUGUAUUCUGUCUGGGCUUGGCACGUUAUAUGUUCGCCGGAUGCAUUUUCAUGGAACUUUGGUUUCGUUUUCUUAAAUUUGGCUCAAGUCGUGUAUUUAGUAUAUGAAAUGAGACCGGUAAAGUUCGAUCCUGAACUUGAAGAAGUCUACCACACACUAUUUGAACCAUUUAAGGUAUCUAGAUUGCAAUUUAAGCGCAUGGUAUCUCCAGAUUUUGCUCACGUGAUGUCGCUUCACGCUGGUGAAGCUUACGCGAUGCAAAACCUCACCAAGACUGAUAGACUUGGCUUAUUGCUGUCUGGAAAGGUUAAUGUAAUGAGCGGCCACCAGUUUCUGCACCCAAUAUUGCCGUGUGAAUUUUUGGACUCACCUGAAUUCGAGUCUAGCAGAGCUACCAUUGAUGAAAAAUUUAAGGUAUCGAUAGUAGCAGCAUCAUCAUGCCGCUACGUGUAUUGGCAACGCAGUUCACUCGAAUAUUUGUUCGUUAAGGAGCCGUAUCUAGCUAGCGUGGUGACCACAUUGAUCGCUCGCGAUAUAACCACAAAGCUAUACGCCAUGAACAAUAAGAUUGUUACCGAAAGGGGCUCCCAUCUAGAUAUACGUUUGCCGAGUAUAUCGCACGCUUUAGCCCGAAGCCCGAGGAAAUUGCGCUCGGCCAGCAAACCGCCGCCGCCUACUACCGUACAACCGGUGCCGCCGGAAAAGCGAUCCAGAAAAAAUCUAAUUCCAGACUACUGGUCUCGGGACGUAGACAACACCAUUCCCACUCUAACUAAACGUAAUGGGGUAGCAGCGGCGUUUCCAGAAGGUGAUGAGGAAUUGAUUCCUUUAGCGGCACACGAGGAACCGGCGGCUUCGUCCGAUGAUCUCUCCGUGGCUGACAGUUGCCCUGAUACUUCCUCCAAGUAUCAUAGCUGUGAAGCUGUUGAGACCGAUGACGAACUAAGACAUUAGGGAAAUAGUUUUAUUGUAAUGUCAAAUGAGAAUAAAUGUUGUCGAUUU
Zerene cesonia (dogface butterfly) is the source of this 1372-nucleotide messenger RNA. Its product is annotated as popeye domain-containing protein 3-like. The record is from RefSeq and is a predicted model, not a curated record. The coding region runs from base 92 to 1324 and encodes 410 amino acids. The transcript is spliced from 8 exons. Gene Ontology annotation, molecular function: cAMP binding. NCBI's taxonomy places the organism in Eukaryota, Metazoa, Arthropoda, Insecta, Lepidoptera, Pieridae. Gene Ontology annotation, cellular component: sarcolemma.